Lepidothrix coronata (blue-crowned manakin) is the source of this 2964-nucleotide messenger RNA. It is a transcript of the gene SLC32A1, whose product is annotated as solute carrier family 32 member 1. The record is from RefSeq and is a predicted model, not a curated record. Gene Ontology annotation, cellular component: vacuolar membrane. Gene Ontology annotation, biological process: amino acid transmembrane transport. Gene Ontology annotation, molecular function: amino acid transmembrane transporter activity. Bases 436 to 1995 code for a protein of 519 amino acids. The transcript has 2 exons. Lineage: Eukaryota; Metazoa; Chordata; Aves; Passeriformes; Pipridae.
GAAAUGCAGUAAUUCUCUCCCCUCUCCUCUUCUCUCCGUGAGGUGGGCGCACUGCGAUGGAAACGCAGCGCGCUCUACCAGGGGCUUGCGCUGCCCGUCUGGUGACAUCCUCCGGCUGCUGACUGCCCCCCAUCCUGCCCAGCUCGUCCCCCGACCCCACCGCGGGGCCCGGCGGAGCGGCGCGGAGCAGCGCGGAGCGGGCGGCGGAGCGUGCGGGCCCGCUCCCCCCGCAGCGGUGUCAUGCCCCUGGGCACCCCGGCCGGGACCCGCCCGCACUGCGCCGGGACGCGAAGGUAGCGGCUCGGAGCAGCCACUCGCAGCCGCCCAAAGCCGGGCGCCCAGCUUCCGUCCGCCCCCCCCCGCCGCCCGCCCGCCCCGUCGGGAUUUUCCCUUCCCUGAGAAUCUGCGAGUAGUGGAGUCACCCGAGCCGCAGCCAUGGCCACCCUCCUCCGCAGCAAGCUCUCCAACGUGGCCACCUCGGUGUCCCACAAAUCGCAGGCGAAGAUGAGCGGAAUGUUCGCCAGGAUGGGCUUCCAGGCAGCCACCGACGAGGAGGCGGUGGGGUUCGCCCACUGCGACGACCUGGACAUGGAGCAUCGGCAGGGGCUGCAAAUGGACAUCCUCAAGUCCGAGGGUGGAGAGGAGGGUGCAGAGACGCCCCUGGAGGGGGACAUCCACUACCAGCGGGACGGCACCGGGCCCCUGCCGCCCUCCGCCUCCAAGGAGGCCUGCUCCGAGCUCUCUGGGCAGGGCAAGCCCAAGAUCACCGCAUGGGAGGCGGGAUGGAACGUCACCAACGCCAUCCAGGGGAUGUUUGUUUUGGGCCUGCCCUAUGCCAUCCUUCAUGGUGGAUACCUAGGACUCUUUUUAAUAAUUUUUGCCGCAGUGGUUUGCUGCUACACUGGGAAAAUCCUUAUUGCCUGUCUUUAUGAAGAGAAUGAGGAUGGGGAGAUAGUCAGGGUGAGAGACUCCUACGUGGACAUCGCAAACGCAUGCUGCGCGCCUCGCUUCCCCACCCUUGGGGGCAGAAUUGUGAACGUGGCUCAGAUCAUUGAACUGGUCAUGACCUGCAUCCUCUAUGUGGUGGUCAGUGGGAAUCUGAUGUACAACAGCUUCCCCAACCUGCCCGUCUCCCAGAAAUCAUGGUCCAUCAUUGCCACGGCAGUGCUCCUGCCUUGUGCAUUCUUGAAGAACCUCAAGGCAGUCUCCAAGUUCAGCUUGCUCUGCACAUUAGCCCACUUUGUCAUCAACAUCUUGGUGAUUGCCUACUGCCUCUCCAGGGCACGCGACUGGGCCUGGGACAAAGUCAAGUUUUACAUUGAUGUAAAGAAAUUUCCCAUCUCUAUUGGCAUCAUUGUCUUCAGCUACACCUCUCAGAUCUUUCUGCCUUCCUUGGAGGGGAACAUGCAGAACCCCAAGGAGUUUCAUUGCAUGAUGAACUGGACUCACAUAGCAGCUUGCAUCCUUAAGGGACUCUUUGCCUUGGUCGCCUACCUGACAUGGGCUGAUGAGACCAAGGAGGUCAUUACAGACAACUUGCCAUCUACCAUUAGGGCAGUAGUCAACAUUUUCUUGGUGGCCAAAGCCUUGCUCUCAUAUCCCUUGCCAUUCUUCGCAGCUGUGGAAGUCCUGGAGCGGUCCCUUUUCCAAGAUGGAAACAGGGCUUUCUUCCCCAACUGCUACGGGGGUGAUGGGCGGCUCAAAUCCUGGGGACUCACCCUCAGGUGUGCCCUGGUAGUUUUCACCCUGCUCAUGGCUAUCUAUGUCCCCCAUUUUGCCCUCCUGAUGGGUCUUACUGGAAGCCUGACAGGCGCAGGGCUCUGUUUCCUGCUCCCCAGUCUUUUCCAUCUCAAACUCUUGUGGAGGAAGCUCUUGUGGCACCAUGUCUUCUUUGAUGUUGCCAUUUUUGUUAUAGGUGGUAUCUGCAGUGUCUCUGGGUUCAUCCACUCUUUAGAAGGCCUCAUAGAGGCCUUCAGAACCAAUGCUGAAGACUAAGGAGGGGCCAGAGUUGGUGCAGUAAGAGAAUCGCAUCGAACAUCCGCAUAGCCAAAUAAUUCUGCAUCCUUUUAAUGGAAAGAGUCAUUAUUUUCGUUAUGUGCAUCCAAAAAAUUCUAUAUCAUAGAAUCUGCAAAUUAAAGGAAAUAAGACGAAAGUGCUCACCCUGAUGUCUUUUUAAAUAAGCUCAGAUUUAAAUAUAUUUUUUUGUUAUUUAGAUUUUUUUAGAAGAAAAUUAUCUGGUGCCCCACUCCUAUCUCCUCACUCGUUGCCUGAAGCUUGGCCCCCCACAAAUGGCCGGUUGGGAAACAGUUGCAGUUUUCAAUACUCCUUACAGAUAUGCAAUUCAGUGUUUCAGGAGCUGAAACACAGGUGCCAAUCCCAUGGGAUUGAGUCACUGCGCUCACAAACGGAAGCAAACCCAUCGUGGGUGCUGGGAGCAGGGACCUUCAUUUUACACUUGGUGAGAUGGAUGUAGAUGAGACCCAGAUUGUAUGACCAGCCCAACAAGCCCAAGCAGCAGCUGACGACCAGCAACGCCAAUUACCUGCAAUGUUUACACCGUUGUCACAUAGGUGUCAGGACUGCUUAAUUCUUCCAUCCAAACCCAUACCGAGGAAUGGAGCUUCCCAUCGACUAUAAUAUGUUGCCUCUGGUUGAAAUCGCAGCCCUGGAGUCCACUUCUCAGUGACUUUUGUUUUGUUUUAUUUUAACAAUUGUUAUUUCUAAAUUAUGAAAAGCUAAAAAAAAAUACAUAUUGUUGGAUUUGACGUCGUUUCAGGAUACAGAACAAAACUAUGACACAAUUCAUUCUGUGCAAUCUACCAGAUCCGUGGAGCUGUUUCCAAUGUAUGUGUGGUGUCAUUGUGGUAAAUAAGAUGAAAAAUGUAUAUCAGAAAAAAAAAUCUAUCUUUAACAUAUAAUGUGGUACAUAAAUAUAUCGAAAAAUAAAGAGAAAACAUAGAUGAU